AUGGGAAGCGUCGAUGUGGCAAGGAGAGAACGAAGCGCUGCCGACGACUCCAGGAAGAAAACCCGCGCGGGCGAGAAAAUUUCAUUCCGACGCCGUAAUGGAAUGAGGUUUGAAUGGCGACCGAGUCACAUCGCACAUGAUGGGCUUUUCGCAGCAGUGAUGAAUCGAGUCCAAUCAGGUGAAAUGGGGAAUGCUUGUCGUUGGGGAAACAGUCCCCCAGCGGGGAAUAAAUUCCCAGGGAUUUCUCCUUUAUUGACCACUUUAUUCCGGCCCGAAGGAACUCUGCUUAAUCCGAAUCGCACGACUCGGUUUUCCCGACGUGCCGUGGAGACGCUAUUGCUGAUGGCAGGGUUUAUUUUCCUGGCCGUCGCUAAUUGCCAGAUCGUGUUUUCCCGAGGUUGGGCACCAGGAGGCAAACGUUCCAGGCUCUUGUCAACUGAAGAGGUCGCUGUACCGGCUGGUCGCGACAGGCAGCAGUAUGAUGCACUUCUCGGACAAUUGGAUUACCAAAGAUUGCUGCACUACAAAAACCAGGAAGCCGGAACAGCGCCGGGUUGGUUCCAACUGCCAGCCACCGGAUACAAGAAACUGCCUCCGCCCGAAACGUACGACACCUGGCGCAAAGAAUCGAGGACUCCAACGAACGCAGACUUGAGAGUUGUUCAGGGUAAAACAGAUGACACGCGGAAUCCUUCCUCUGCUCCCACAUAUGUUUAAGUUGGAACCCAAAAGAAAUUCGUAUUCACGCUUAUCCUUAUGGAUCUUCGCGCUAUGUAGUGUAAGUUCAAUAAAUUUGCUGGCAAGACAUGACCACGGCGUGAUUAGACUUGCUCGGUUGAGGGAAAUACACGAGGAAGCAGAAACA
Notodromas monacha is the source of this 865-nucleotide messenger RNA. NCBI's taxonomy places the organism in Eukaryota, Metazoa, Arthropoda, Ostracoda, Podocopida, Cyprididae. The record is from the annotation of a GenBank genome assembly.